AUGGGCCAAUCCCGACGUCCUGGUGGUGGUGAAAAGCGUAGUCGCGGUUUCGGCCGAUCCAAGGCGCAGGCCGACAUUGGAGAUGGCCGACAAUCAAAAGGCAAGCCGCAGGUGAAAAAGGCUGCCUUUGAAAGUACAAAGAAGAAGGAAAUCGGUGUCUCGGAUCUCACGUUGCUGAGCAAAGUGUCGAAUGAGGCAAUUAACGAUAACCUCAAGUUGCGAUUCGAAAACAAAGAGAUCUACACUUAUAUCGGCCAUGUGUUGGUGUCUGUCAAUCCAUUUCGAGAUCUUGGUAUCUAUACCGAUCAAGUGCUCGAAUCCUACCGAGGCAAGAACCGACUCGAAGUGCCUCCCCAUGUCUUCGCCAUUGCCGAAGCCUCAUACUACAACAUGAAUGCAUAUAAAGAUAAUCAAUGUGUGAUUAUCUCAGGAGAGUCCGGGGCCGGGAAGACAGAAGCCGCGAAAAGGUUGAUGCAGUAUAUCGCAAGUGUAUCGGGUGGCUCGGACAGUUCUAUCCAGCAAACAAAAGAUAUGGUGCUUGCGACAAAUCCGCUGUUGGAGUCCUUUGGUAAUGCCAAAACCUUGCGCAACAACAACUCGUCUCGGUUCGGUAAAUAUCUCGAACUGGAAUUCAACGGCCAAGGAGAGCCGAUUGGUGCCAAGAUCACAAAUUACCUGUUGGAGAAAACGAGAGUAGUCAGCCAGAUCACCAACGAGCGAAACUUUCAUAUUUUCUACCAACUCACCAAGGCCGCGCCGCAAGCCUAUCGAGACAACUUUGGUAUCCAGCAGCCUCAGUCAUAUCUCUACACAAGCCGUUCGAAAUGCUUUGACGUCCAGGGCAUCGAUGAUGCAUCCGAAUUUAAUGACACCCUCGAAGCGAUGAGAAUUAUCGGGUUGGCGCAAGCCGAACAAGACAAUAUCUUCCGAAUUCUUGCCGCUAUUUUGUGGCUGGGAAAUGUCCAGUUUACAGAAGACGACCAGAGCCAUGCGACAAUCACCGACCAAUCUAUUGUCGACUUUGUCGCUUAUCUGCUCGAGGUUGACUCUGCCCAAGUAAACAAGGCACUCACCAUUCGAGUUGUCGAAACUGCCCGAGGAGGCCGCAGAGGAUCCGUCUACGAAGUCCCGUUGAACCGUGUCCAGGCAAAUGCCGUGCGCGAUGCCUUGGCCAUGGGUCUUUACUUUAACCUGUUUGACUGGAUUGUGGAGCGGCUGAACAUGUCUUUGACCGCCAAAGGCGCAGUCACCAACUCGAUUGGUAUCCUUGAUAUCUACGGUUUUGAAAUCUUUGAAAAGAAUUCUUUUGAGCAAUUGUGCAUCAACUACGUCAACGAAAAGCUGCAGCAAAUUUUCAUUCAAUUGACACUCAAGGCUGAGCAGGAGGAAUACGCCCGGGAGCAGAUCCAGUGGACUCCGAUCAAAUACUUUGACAACAAGGUGGUAUGCUCGUUGAUCGAGGACAAGCGUCCACCCGGUGUGUUUGCGGCCUUGAACGACGCAUGCGCAACGGCCCACGCAGAUUCGUCAGCUGCAGACCAGACUUUUGUCGGACGACUGAACUUCCUGGGCCAGAAUCCCAACUUUGAGAACCGCCAGGGUCAGUUCAUUAUCAAGCAUUAUGCCGGUGAUGUCAGCUAUUCGGUUGAAGGAAUGACGGAUAAGAACAAGGAUCAGUUGCUGAAGGAUCUACUCAAUCUUGUGGGAUCUUCUAGCAAUGAUUUCUUGCAUGUUCUGUUCCCCAACCAAGUCAACCAGGACGACAAGCGACGACCGCCCACCGCUGGUGACAAGAUUAAAGCUUCCGCGAACGACCUUGUGACUACCUUGAUGAAAUGCCAGCCUUCGUACAUUCGGACAAUCAAACCGAACGAGAACAAGUCACCGACGGAAUACAACGGGGCCAAUGUGAUGCAUCAAAUCAAGUACCUCGGUCUGCAAGAAAACGUCCGCAUUCGUCGCGCCGGGUUUGCUUAUCGACAGACAUUUGACAAAUUUGUUGAACGGUUCUACCUCUUGUCCAAGCAUACUUCAUAUGCUGGUGACUACACUUGGACUGGGGACGCCGAGUCUGGUGCCCGCCAAAUCCUCAAGGACACUGGUAUUCCCGCUGAAGAGUACCAGAUGGGUGUGACGAAAGCCUUUAUCAAGACCCCAGAGACCUUGUUUGCUCUAGAACACAUGAGAGAUCGCUACUGGCACAACAUGGCCAUCCGCAUCCAACGGGCCUGGCGCAACUACCUGCGGUACCGUAUUGAAUGCGCGAUCAGAAUCCAGCGUUUCUGGCGUCGGGUUACUGGCGGUCUGGAAUUCAUUAAAUUUCGCGACCAAGGCCAUAAGGUGCUUCAACAUAAAAAGGAACGCCGUCGUAUGAGUUUACUUGGCUCGCGACGUUUUAUGGGAGAUUAUAUUGGCAUUGGCAAUAAGGGUGGCCCUGGUGAGGUUAUCAACAGUAGUAUUGGACUCGGUGGCUCCGAUUCUGUCAUCUUUUCCUGCCGGUGUGAGCUUUUGGUGACCAAAUUUGGUCGAUCAAGUAAACCGAUGCCUCGUAUUCUUGUCCUGACCUCCCGACACGUGUACGUGGUUGUCCAAGGGGUGGUGAACAACCAACUGUCGAUUUCUUCGGAACGGACGAUUGCAGUUGGCGCUAUCAAAUACAUCAGCACGUCAAACUUGAAGGAUGAUUGGUUCUCUAUUGUCGUUGGCGCGCAAGAACCGGAUCCUCUCCUCAGUUGUAUUUUCAAGACCGAGUUUUUCACCCACCUGUCGACCGUGCUUCGGGGCCAGUUGAACCUGAAAAUUGGUGAAACAAUCGAAUACAACAAGAAGCCCGGAAAGCUUGCAACGGUCAAAGCAGUCAAGGACUCGACCGUUGCUCGUGACGACACAUACAAGAGUAGCACCAUCCACACCGGGCCUGGCGAGCCUGCCAGCUCUGUGUCGAAACCGACUCCAAGACCAAAGCCGGUUGCUGCCAGGCCAGUUACCAAGGGUAAACUGCUGCGUCCUGGUGGUCCUGGUGGCGGCCCUUCGAAACUGAGCGGCAGUCGUCCUAACGGGUCUACUCCUCGUCCUACUCCUCGCCCUACUCCGCAGGCACUUCCUGCAGCGUCAUCUCAAACCGCUGCAGCAGUCCAACCGCGCAUCGUCCCUCAACCAGUGGCCGCCGUGGCAGCUUCGCACAAUCGCACCUCAUCGCAAGCCUCUGUCCGAGCGCCGCCUCCACCACCGCCGCCGGCAGCUGCUCCGGCCGCUCCCCAGAAGCCCAGUGCCAAGGUCUUGUAUGAUUUCUCUAGCGAGCGCUCUAACGAGCUCGAAAUUCGCGCAGGCGAGGUGGUGCAGAUUGUAUCAAAGGAAGGAAACGGAUGGUGGUUGUGCAUGAACACCACAACCUCGGCCCAGGGAUGGACUCCCGAAGCGUAUCUUGAAGAAAUCGUCGCUGCAGCCCCCAAACCAGCUCCCCCUCCCCCUCCACCAGCCGCCAAAGCAGCGACAAAUGGCACGAUAGCUACAGCUGCUGCUGCAAAAGCCAAGCCUGCUCCUCCGGCGCCUCCUGCGAAACGACCGAUUGCUGGUGGACGCAAACCGCUCGCACCGCCUACGCGAGACAGCGCAGUGAGCGUCAACUCGCAAGACUCGUCUGGAGCUAGCGGCCGAGGCACGCCCAACAGCAGCUCGAAUGCCAGCCUGGCAGGGGGAUUGGCCGAGGCUCUGAGGCAAAGACAGAGUGCUAUGCGGCCGGCACAACACGACGACGACGACUGGUGA
Molecule: messenger RNA, 3768 nt
Organism: Talaromyces rugulosus
Lineage: Eukaryota; Fungi; Ascomycota; Eurotiomycetes; Eurotiales; Trichocomaceae
Exons: 9
Coding region: 1-3768 (1255 amino acids)
Biological process (GO): endocytosis; actin filament organization; vesicle transport along actin filament
Cellular component (GO): actin cortical patch; myosin complex; microvillus
Molecular function (GO): actin filament binding; ATP binding; microfilament motor activity
Source: RefSeq, a predicted model, not a curated record